Apis mellifera (honey bee) is the source of this 1815-nucleotide messenger RNA. RefSeq lists its product as uncharacterized. The record is from RefSeq and is a predicted model, not a curated record. NCBI's taxonomy places the organism in Eukaryota, Metazoa, Arthropoda, Insecta, Hymenoptera, Apidae. The transcript is spliced from 3 exons. Bases 345 to 1364 code for a protein of 339 amino acids.
GUAGAAAAAUUUCUACUGUAAUUCUAUUUUCGUUUAAGAGGGCAUGUAAUCUGCUUAUGUCUCGAAAGUCGAGUGAGGCUUCUGUAAUUUAAUUACGUAUAACAGUAUCAACAAACGUUCGAUAGCUAUGACGAAUUCAUUUAGUUUGUUCUGAACCAUUGGAACUACCACUACUUUUAAAAACCUAUCUUCUUCUUUCGAGUAUCAUUCUACCACAAUUUUCUUAUAACUUUCAGGUUUUUUUAAGUUCUUUAGUAAUUUGCACUUAAGAUCUGCGCGCUAAGUCUUAAAAAAAAAAAAAAAGCCAAGAAAGAAAUCUAUAUCCAAGAGACAUUUACGUACACAUGGAAGAUUCGAGUGAGAAACAAGAAGAGAAAGUGGAAAUGGAAGAUAAUUGUACCUUGGAAUCACGGAACGAGAAUGGACUAUCCGUAGAAAAGAGCGUGAUCGAUACAGAGUCUUCGAAUCGAAUUAACGAGCAACCAGAGAUUGAUGAAAAUGAAAAAAAUACUGAAUGUCAGAAUACAGAAUGUCCGCAGAUCAUUGACGAAAAUUUAAACUCGUCCAAAUCGAAGGAGACUGGGAUGAAAGCAAAGCGUAAAAUAAGAUCGACGCGUAGAAAAUUGAACGCUAUGAUUAAUAACUCGUCGUUACAUUUCUCUGACACCGAUUCAGAGGGAGAGUUAACCACGAUUAAUUCGCAAAUCAAACCUUUGAAUAACACGGAACAAAAACCGAUUAUUUCCGUGACAUCUGACAUCAUAGAAAGUGAAAGCUCGAAUUAUUUAUCACUGGAUGAUAAAGAUUUCGUUAAGCGUAAUAAUUUCAUUGAGAAUAUGACAGACGUGGACGAAAUUUAUCCAAGCGAGAACGAAGAGAAAGAGAAUCAAGAUCACCUUAAGAUUGUCAACACUCCUUUCCAAACAGAAACGGAUCUUGAGGAUCUCGAAGGCGAAGACGAAGUGCAAUCACCUAUUCAUCUGAAACCAAGGUCUGAUAUAUUUUGCGACUAUAGCGGGGAAACGAUCACGACUAAGGAAGGUGAUGGACCGUUCUCCGUGGAAGUGCGAAAUAAAAUAUAUGGAGAGGAUAGUUCAUGGAACGAGACUUGUGGCGCCACGCCAGACAUUGUGGUUAUGUCGAACACUGACGAAGAAGACAUGGCUGUAUCCGGGGACGAGGACGAGCAAGAAGCUUGUUGCAGUCAAAAAGAAUUAUUCGAAGAUUUGGACGUUCUUGUUGCGUCUCAAGUUAUUAUGAAAAAUAUCAAUAAAAUGGAGAACUUGUUAACUGUGAAAGAAAUCAGUGAUGACGGAACUAGCGAUUGUCAUACCGAUGUAGAAGACGUUGAUACGAUUGAGUAGAUUAUAAAUUGAAAAUCAUGUGGACGACAAAACUGCCGUCCUCAACAUUAUCAUAGACAACCGUAUGGGAUAUUAAUUUUAAGUCUCGAAGGAUACUAAUUAUAUUUAUAGAUAUUAAAAAAAAGAAAAAAAACCAAAAAAAAAAAGAAAGAAAGAAAAAAAGAACAGUUAAAGUUUAUAGAAAAGUUUAGAGUUAUAUGUAUUAUAUUAUAUAUCUAUAUAUUCCUGUGUGCAUGUUAAAAUUUUAAAAGAGAAUUAACAAUGCCUCGAUAACCCGAGAGUUAUUUUUGAAUAAAUUGUAUUUAUUCUUCUGAGAAAAAGAAUAUUAUUGUUAUUAUGUACAGUAACAAAAAGUUUACGACAAUGUUGUAUCUCUAUUAACAUUUAAAGAGGAUGAUAAAUAAAAUAAAAGAAAGAAAAAAAAAUCGUGUUUACGAGUUGUACAACGCUU